This is a messenger RNA of Morone saxatilis (striped sea-bass), 3374 nucleotides long. It is a transcript of the gene trabd2a, whose product is annotated as TraB domain containing 2A. Gene Ontology annotation, molecular function: metalloendopeptidase activity. The record is from RefSeq and is a predicted model, not a curated record. The coding region runs from base 471 to 2024 and encodes 517 amino acids. Lineage: Eukaryota; Metazoa; Chordata; Actinopteri; Moronidae. The transcript is spliced from 7 exons. Gene Ontology annotation, cellular component: membrane. Gene Ontology annotation, biological process: negative regulation of Wnt signaling pathway.
UUCACCAACCCAGCAUCAAGGAGAAUAACUCAGAUUCUUUUCUUUCACUUCUUUUUGGCUUCAGGUGCGUUGUUACGCGGCGCGGACCUGUUGGUACAGUUCGGGCUUCACACUUUUGGAUAAAGUCGCGCAAACUUUGCAGGACACCGCGCAAGAAGACAAUGCACAGAGUGUGUGUGGAGAGAGCAGCCCGGCCGGCAGUGAGAGGAUGAUGUGACCCUGUGUAAACUCCAGUGACCACCUCUCUCUCCCAAACACACGUGAAACGGCAGCAGCGCGUCCAUGUCCAGGCUCUAGCCAGCAUGACUCUGUCCGGCGGUUUGUCGGAUACUUGUCAGCUCGUUUUACGCGACCGCAUGGAGCCGGAGCUGUGGAAGUAGGGCUUCAUCCAUGCUUUCUGGGGAAUAGUUGGUGCAAACACGUUGUGAAGCAAACAAAGCUACCGUGCACACUUUGGAGAGAGAGCUACGAUGCGGGGAACUUUGGGCGCAUUCAUUCAGUCCUGUCUGAUACUCCUGGUCCGGGCAGACCAGUGGAGGUUGAAGGACUCCGCCAACUGCGAGCUUAACAGGAAACAAACUGAUCUGAACUCCUUCCUGUGGACAAUCAAACGGGACCCUCCCUCAUAUUUCUAUGGUACAAUCCACGUUCCCUACACGCGUGUUUGGGACUUCAUCCCUGAAAACUCAAAGCAGGCCUUCCAGGAGAGCAACAUUGUCUACUUCGAGCUGGACCUGACGGACCCUUACACCAUCUCAGCCCUGACAAGCUGCCAGCUGCUCCCUCAGGGCGAGAACCUGCAGGAUGUCCUACCCAGGGACAUCUAUCGGAGACUUAAAAGACAUCUUGAGUAUGUAAAGCUCAUGAUGCCUUCAUGGAUGACCCCGGAUCAGAGAGGGAAGGGACUUUACGCAGACUACCUCUUCAACGCCAUCGCUGGGAACUGGGAGAGGAAGCGGCCUGUUUGGGUGAUGCUGAUGGUGAAUUCCUUAACUGAGGCAGAUAUUAAGACACGAGGGGUGCCGGUGUUGGACUUGUACCUGGCCCAGGAGGCGGAGAGGAUGAGGAAGAGGACGGGGGCUGUCGAGAAGGUGGAGGAACAGUGUCAUCCGCUGAACGGGCUCAACUUCUCCCAGGUGAUCUUUGCCCUGAACCAAACGUUAUUACAGCAGGAGUCUUUAAGGGCAGGAAGCCUACAGGUCCCAUACACCACUGAAGACCUCAUCAGGCACUACAACUGUGGAGAUCUCAACUCCAUCAUCUUCAAUCACGACACCUCACAGGUCCCUAACUUCAAUAACGUGACACUGCCACCCAGCGAGCAGGUGACUGCCCAGGAAAUAGACAGCUACUUUCGACAAGAGCUCAUCUACAAGAGGAAUGAGAGGAUGGGGAAGAGGGUCAAGGCACUGCUAGAGGACCACCCUGACAAGAGCUUCUUCUUUGCCUUUGGAGCAGGUCACUUUCUUGGCAACAAUACAGUCAUUGAUGUGCUUCGUCGCCAGGGAUACGAGGUGGAGCACACCCCUGCUGGGCAGCCCAUAAACAGGAGAUCAUCAUUCAGACCUGACUCGCCGGAGUCAGAAGAGCACCAAGAUGAGUCCCCUCUCCUGGAGCCUUUCUUCCACGAGCUCCCCCACAAAGAGGAGGAUCAGGGGCGUCCCCUGGAGGAUGAUCUGUUACCCCACAUGCUUCUUCCAGCUGAUAGCCUGGAGCUGCUGGAGAAAGCGGAGAGGAAGAUGCUGAAGAAAAAGAGGAGGAACAAGCAGAAGAAGCAGCGGCACCGGCAUUUUAACGACCUCUGGGUUCGCAUCGAGGAGAGCACUAUGGUCCAGUCUCCGCCUCCCCCGCUGGUUCGCAUCAUCAAUGGUUACAUCACAGUGCAGCCACCUGACAGAGUCCAUAGCCACUACAACUUCCAUCACAUAUCUUCAGCAUCAACCACCUCUUCAUCCUCUCCAUCUUUACUUGUCUUCCUCUGCACGUUGCUUACAGUGCAGAUGUGGACUGUGUUCCUCUCGUAGAGCAGUAGUGGGACAGUCAACCUUGUUGAGUUUGAACUCUCACAUAUGAUGGUUUCAUGUAUCAGCUCAUGUAAAGUGGGGUCUGAUCACGCAUCAUAAUACCUAGAGGAGGCUGCAAAAGAGUGUGGUGACUCAGAGACUGCUCACAAAAAAAAAGCACGGAGAAAGGAUGUGAAAUCAGCUCUAGCUGUCAGGUAACGGUACACUCCAUGGAUGUUAGGCUAGAUAAAGUUUGAUGUUGUUGGGACUGAAUGGUAAAUCAUGUCAAUAGAGCAUGUCUCUUACAAAUUGAGGCCUUGGUGAGCAUGUAAGUUCAUACAGAGUUAGGGUUCUUGGAACAUUUCAUAAGGUUUCCAUUAUUUAACAGACACAGCAAGAGUGAGUACACAGAACACAGCAGGAAAGAAAACAGGAACUGACAUUACACAACAUGUCAGUGCCUUUAUGGAUUACAGUGUUACAGUAGACACUCAUCGUUCAACAUUCAAACCUCUGAAAAUAUGAGAUCUCACUGAAGUGACUGUUCAUUGAAUGAACCCAUGAACAUUGUCGAAACUAUUGCUGAAUGUCAAAUACCUUCAAUAAGUACAACUGGAACCAUAUGUCCUUUUGUGUGUGUGUGAGAGAGAGAGUGAGUGAGUGUGUGUGAUGUUUUACAUGUGUGUGUGUGAGAGAGACAAACAAAGUCUAUCAGCUCUUAACCCCCCGGCCCUGCAAAAAGAGGUGUUCCUCUUCAGACUUUAAUUUAUUCUUCCAUUUUAGAAGAAUUUGUUCAAUGUUGCAUAAAAGCCUACUGUGCGGGAAAAUUGUACAUAUUGUUUCAAAAUAUUAUAGAUGUAUUUUAGAAUUAUACAAAAAUGAAAAUUAUCAAACGUUUUGUUGUUGUUUAUAUAAAUAUAUAAAUAGAAAUGCAGUAUAUUUUUGAAAAGAAAAUCAGGAACUAACCACCAUAGCCCGUGUCAUGUGUCUCACUGAAAUUACAUUUUUGGAAGGGACAUAUGAUUGUAUUGUACUUGAUGUAUCAGUGUUAUCACUUGCUUUGCUGUAUGUGUCUGCUGAAAGGAUUCAUUUUAUGUGUGUUUGUGUGUGUGUAUGUCUGUUUUCACAUAGAGAUCAUUUGUUUAAUUUAUUUAACUACUAUAGUUUUGCUGUAGGCCAUAUAAAAAAUCCCCAAUUUUUUACAUAUAUUUCAAAUGUUUUCAAGUAUGAUUUCAAAUGCAUAUGAAUGGUAAUAAUAAUUCAGUUUUCAAUACAUGAAGCUGUCUACACAGAUAGACCACAUACAGCAUAGUGAUUUAGGUCUUUCACAUUUUACGUAUGGCAUGAGAUGAUUGUAAUAGUAUUACCAUG